Prunus avium (sweet cherry) is the source of this 1720-nucleotide messenger RNA. The record is from RefSeq and is a predicted model, not a curated record. NCBI's taxonomy places the organism in Eukaryota, Viridiplantae, Streptophyta, Magnoliopsida, Rosales, Rosaceae.
CCUUUUUUAAUUUUCUCACACUUUCUCGUAUUUUCCCUCACUUUCUCACUCGUCAAGCGCACCCUCUUCGUCCUACUACCCCAUCAUCCCUUUUCUUUCCCGAGUUUACGUGUCUUUCCUAAUUCCUUUUCGGAUGGUUCAAUCCGACCUGCAUUUGUUUGGCCAUGCUCUCGCAUUUUCUUCAGUCCUUAUGUUUUUUUUUUUUAACCAAGAAAAAUCAAGUUUUUGUUCAGCUGAUUUCUCACACAUUUUUUAUUUUAUUUUCUACUCCACUUCAUUUUUGCAGAGGAAUUCCCGCAUGGAUGCUGCCAUUGAUGCUAUGACCCGUGAAAUGGGUUUUGACGAGAGACUAGUUCGUGCCACAGUAAAAGAGCUACUGAAGGUUUAUGGAGUGCGAGGAUCUCCAGACCAAGGAUGGCCCUUUAUCGAAGAGUUUUCUUAUAAACUCCUAAUUGAGCAGCUUCUUGAAAAACAAGAAGAUGGUGCUGAAAAUAGGGAUGCAGCUCCACUAGACGAUGCAGCCCCACCAGACAAUGCUGUUCCACCAGACGACGCUGCUCCACUAGGUGAUGCAGCUCCAUCAGAUGAUGCUGCUCCGUAUGAUGAUGCUGAUGAUGCAUCAUCAGCAGUAGGGCCCUCAAGCAUUGUUAUUCUACCGACCUUCUCAGGGGCUGUGGACAGCAAAUUGCAGACUCAGGAUGCUUGUGACUCUACAUCACAGAAUAAUGGACUUAUUCAUGCAUUACUGAUUAAAACUACAGGUGCCAAGGAGUGUCUCCCAGUAGAUACUCUUGCACUGCGGAGGCGUAAACCUUGCUAUGGCUGGGCUUUUAGCAAUGAUGGGGAAGGUCCUGUGGAACUAAAAUCGGGCCCAUUGCCAGAGUCAGUUAUAGGUAUCAUGUCGAUAUUCGAUGCCAACCAGUGCAACUCUAGAGAAGAGAAUGCACAUUUUGGAAAGCCAUUGGAACCCAAAUUACAUUUACAAGAAGAUAGCGAAAGAUUGUCAGCUUAUGAUAAUCUUGAACUGUUAAAGAAUGGUCUACCUGGAGCUCUUGUAACUGCAUCUGUUUUGGGGAUACAUGAGCUCAGCCAUGUUUUAGUUGCAAAAAACACUGGAGUCGUGCUUGGAGUGCCAUACUUUGUCCCUAGUUGGCAGGUGAAUUUCAUAAGAAGAUGUCCCCCCCCCCCCUCCUCUUCUUUAGGGUUGAUCACAUCGAUUGUGGACCUUCUGCUUCUGACAUCUGUAGGAGUUUUAAGCUCCUUAGAGUGCUGGAAUUAGAAGAUAUGAAGUGGUUGAAUAUUCCAAGCGCAAUUGGAAAAAUGGUCCAUUUGAAGUACUUGGGUUUAAGGAAUAGCUGCAUAACGGAGCUUCCAGAAGAAAUAGGUUGUUUGUCUAACCUGCAGACUCUUGACAUUGCCAAAAAUUACUAUCUGAGAAGGGUACCUAAUGUGUUGUGGAAGAUCUAUUUUAUUGCAAGUUGCGAAUUGACACCCUCCGACAACUCGAGACUCUAUCAGAUAUACAUGUUGGUAGUUGGAAAGAAACUGACUCCGGGAAUUUAGUCAGCCUUCGAAAGUUGGGAUUGAAAGGACCAUUCACCACAAACAGAGUGGAAAUAUUUGAAUCUUUAGCCAAGCUUCCAAACCUCCACUCCUUGUCCUUGACGUCUGCUGAUACUGUGUUUCCAUCACUCCCUGAACUUUCAUCUCUUCGCGGUGU